Aphanomyces invadans is the source of this 1268-nucleotide messenger RNA. RefSeq lists its product as hypothetical. Lineage: Eukaryota; Oomycota; Saprolegniomycetes; Saprolegniales; Verrucalvaceae. The transcript is spliced from 4 exons. The coding region runs from base 282 to 752 and encodes 156 amino acids. Gene Ontology annotation, biological process: negative regulation of MAPK cascade; protein dephosphorylation. Gene Ontology annotation, cellular component: cytoplasm. The record is from RefSeq and is a predicted model, not a curated record. Gene Ontology annotation, molecular function: protein tyrosine/threonine phosphatase activity; MAP kinase tyrosine/serine/threonine phosphatase activity.
UUGUGAUUGGCUAAAAUGCCCAAGCACCGAAAGUCGAAAUUCGUGCGACGAGAGGACAGCUCGUUCUGGCACGUGAUCACGAUGCCAAUCGCGGCGCAGAGGAGCCUGCGGCUCGAUGACACCAUGAGUUCCUUUGCCGUACAGCACGACGUGACGAAGAUUCUUGAUGGUCUAUAUGUCGGUGGAAGAGGCGUCGUGGACGACCUGAUGGCCAUCCAGUCGCUUGGAAUCACACAUGUCGUCAAUUGCACAGAAGACAUUCCGAACUUCUUUGAUGGUACAUGCGCGAUCUGGAGCAGCGAUUAUGUCUACAUGAAGCAUGUAGGCACGUUCUAAUAUACUCACAUGUGGUAGAUACGCUGGAGUACCUCCGCGUUCCUGUGCCAGACGAUCCAGAGUCACCGAUUGACGAGUACUUUCCGGUCGUUGUCCACUUUAUUCAGAAUGCGAGGGACAAGGGCCAGACGUGUUUGGUUCAUUGUUCGCAUGGGAUGAGUCGAAGCGCAACCUUUAUUCUGGUGUACCUCAUCGAGCGGCAUGGCAUGAGUGUGCUGGAAGCGUUGCAGUAUACACGGACUUUGCGCCCCGUGAUCUCGCCCAACGUUGGCUUUAUGAGCAAAUUGCUUGACCUGGAGCGCCACACCCAUCAGCUGUGUAGUGUCGACCUGCAGAAGUAUAGAAAGGAUCGCUUUGCCGCGAUCGAGGAGCUCGUCAUGCUGUCACCCGCGAACGAAAGAGUGGUUGACGCGUAGGAGAUGCUAUUUAUAUCACGUUGUCCUGUGCCCGCGAGAAUACCAGUUUUGAAUAUGAACAAUGCCGGCAUGAAUGCUCGGCACGUCAUCAGUCUGGGGUGCGUAGUUGUUUGAGCUCGUGCGCAGCGGUUCCAUGCGCCGGGGAGUAAGUGAAGAUGUCUGUUGUGGGCAAUUUCUUGCCGACCUAUGGAUGCACCCUCGACCUACUUGUUCAACUCGAGGUUUUCAAUCAGCAUGGGAAGGUAGGUGACAGUCGUUGCAUCACUGCAACCCAAACUCGGCGCCACGCCCUGAGACAAAUCUUUCUUCCGUCGUUCACUUCAUCUUCUCCCAAGAUCAUGAUCACUCACCACACGAGAAUCGUUGUCGUCAUGCCCGUCCUUCUUGUCUUCUCCAUCCAGCCGCCUGCGUCCGCCCGGCCCAUGACUGGCCGCAUCAAAGGUGGCGCGUUCGCCCGAGUCGACCUAGUUCAAAAAUACCAUAAACAGAGCUUGUGGAAGACAUUUCAAAGCGAAG